AUGUGUACAACUGUCCAGGUGAAUAAAACAGACAACUUACCAAACCACAUAUGCCAGAACUGCCUGAAUUUACUUAAUGGAUGUAUUAUGUUCAGAGACCUUUGCCAGCGCAGCAAUAAAAGACUAGUUGAACUCUCUAUUAAAAAAGAAUAUAGCAACUAUGAUACCAACAGCAACAAUGAAAUAGCGAACGGUGGUGUGAGGAACAGUGAUGAUGAUGAUUAUAACAUUCCAUCGCCUGCCUUCUCAGACAACUCUGAACUGUGGGGGUGUGGAUCGUGUAAUAAAGAGUUUUAUGAUAUGGAUACCUAUAACAAUCAUUUAAACGAGUGCAAAAAGCGAUCAAACGCGUCAAAACCGCAUAAAGAUCCAGAUUUGUUACUAGAAAUGAAGAAGAUGAAGAGUUUUCUUUGUGACAUUUGUGGCAAAACAGCUCGGUCGAGAGGCAGUUUAGUGGUACAUAUGGGAAUCCAUGAAAAUGUGUUUCCGUUUAAAUGCGACGAGUGCCCCUACCAGGGUCGAACCCGGGAUCUGCUAACAGUACACAAACGUUCCCACCUGGUUGAUAAGCCAUACAAAUGCAGCCAAUGUCCUAAAGCGACCACCACAGCGAGCAAUCUCGCUAAGCACAUGAGACACGUUCACAGCACAACUAGGCCUUAUAAGUGCACUUACUGUGACAAGGCGUUCUCGUACCAACACGACAUGAAGCGGCAUCUGAAAGACAUCCAUUUACGGCAAGGCACAGUUGAUUGCGACGUAUGCUGCAAAAAGUUCAACACAAAGAAAAUACUGCAAGGACAUCGUUGGAAGGUACAUAAAAUCAAGGGCGAAAGACAAGGUCGGCUACCUUCAUACCUACAGUACCAAAAUUCGGAGGAAAACGAUAACAAUGCUAUAAAUGCUAACAAUUGCCAUCUUAGUUAUUAAUAUUAGAACCUACGGGUUGUAGCCUGAGUUGUUUUUUAAUAGUUUUGACUGAUUUGUAAAUGAAGUACAGUAUGAACCACUUUAAAUAGAAGACGCUUUAUUCCUAGUUCUUAAUUGAUCGACUACAUUCCCCUCUCGCAUCCUUCAAAUAAUUAAAGAACAAGCUUAUAACGAUUAUUUCGUAUACCUGUUUUUCAGAACCCACUUCGAAUUACAAAUGGCAAAAAUCAUGUGGGCCCUCAGUCCACACACACACGCGACAAUGAUUGUUUUUUUUUAAUGAAUAGACAUUUGCAAAGACUUGGCCUUUUUAAAAUAAAUAAAAUUUUCCUUUUUAUA
Messenger RNA from Hyposmocoma kahamanoa, 1269 nucleotides. RefSeq names its product zinc finger protein 677-like. Gene Ontology annotation, biological process: regulation of transcription by RNA polymerase II. Gene Ontology annotation, cellular component: nucleus. The record is from RefSeq and is a predicted model, not a curated record. The transcript is spliced from 8 exons. Bases 1 to 930 code for a protein of 309 amino acids. NCBI's taxonomy places the organism in Eukaryota, Metazoa, Arthropoda, Insecta, Lepidoptera, Cosmopterigidae. Gene Ontology annotation, molecular function: sequence-specific DNA binding; zinc ion binding; DNA-binding transcription factor activity, RNA polymerase II-specific.